CCGCCAUGCAGGGAUUUUGCAGCCAGUUUUUUCGAAAGCUGCUAAGGAGCAAUCAGUUCCGUCUAGCGGAUCCUCUGAUUCAGACUAGACGUACUUUUAUAACCACCCAUCCUUUGCAUAAUAACCUUCAUGCGAACUUUUCGCCUGAUACUCAGCGACACAUAAAAAACAAUUCAUCACUCUUGCUAGAUCAAUUAAAUGCCCAGGUACAAGCCAAAAAGUACAAGGAAAGCGUUGCCACGUUCGCCGGCCUUAAGCCAUUAGGAAUUUUGGAUUCAUGGACGCUUACUAGAUAUAUUGCUUUUAUUGUAAAUCGCUCAAAAGGAAUCCGUGGUCGUGGAUCUGUAGAUAAAACUACUUUGGAGAAUUUGGAUGAUAUUUUGAAGUAUGCUAUCGAGCAUCAGGAAGUAGCCACGGCUCACUUUUGGUCCAAUAUGAUUAAGUCUUACAUUGACUUGAAUGCAUAUAACAAAGCCGCUUUGAUUGCCGAUAUGGCUCUUAGCCAUAUAGGGUAUUUGCACAAUAACACGAAGGUUCUUUCAAGUCUUUAUUUGGCUAUUUUACAAGCAAGACUGUUAAAUGAGGCAACAUUUGACCAAUGUAGCCAAAUAGGAUCAAUGAUACACGAGCAUCUUGAAGGAAGAGAAGCCAUUGACGAGUUGGUGGCUGUAUACCUGAUUUACUCAGUGUUCCCCGAUCCUCAAAUUCAGAAAAAAGCUCACCAUGCUUUGGUUAAUUUAAAAGGAUUAACCUCUUAUCACUCUGAAAUUAUUUUGUCUGUCUUGGCCAACAGAGAUUGCAUCGAUGACGCUUCUGAUUAUUUACUACACUCGAAACUGGAUGAAUCCAAUCUCCCCUCAGUAUUCACUACAGUAUGGUUUUUGCAAAAAAUGUUUUCCGAACAGCAGUCUGUUGCCCCAUUGAUGCCGAUUUUGAAUUAUCACCUUGAUGUUUCUCCAGGCAGUGUCUCUCGGUUAACGAAUUGUAUCCUUAGUCUUGCUCUCAAGCAACCUAACUUUGAAAGAGAGCGUGGGAAGGUUGAGAGAUUCAUCAACAACUUAUUGAAUCGCGUUUUUGAGGAAAAGCGUUAUCAACCAAGCAUUGGUACCGCAAACAUUUUAUUUACUGUUGCUUCUCGUUUGCGCGAUGAAAAAUGGCUUUUCACUGCGCUUGAUUUGAUUUCGAAUUAUGAGCUGGAACCAACUCAUGUAACGUAUCGCUCUUUGCUGAUUACUUAUUCAUAUUUACCCAGUAGUUAUGAGCAAAUUACUCAAGCUUGGAGUCAACUAGAAGCUGUCUUAUCAGAAAUGGGCGUUCCGGUAACAUCAAAAGAGCUUACAAUUCUGUCCAACUGUGUGAACUCGCAACCAAAUCGUGAAAACCAGGAUGCCUGCUUGGAAUUUCUUGUUCAUCAGUACAGAAAAUAUGAAGCAAAGGAAGUAAACACAUAAAUACCAUGUACUUUUAAUUUUUUUGACGUUUAGUUUAUGGCUCACCUUUUGGAGGAAGAUUUUACGUAUACGAAACUGUGAAAUAUAAUACUGUCUUAUUGUCUUUUGGAUCUAUUACGUCGUUGUUUUCCAUCUCAAAUUAUGGUUUCCUACGUUUAAAUGGAUAAAUAAUUAUGCUGAGUGUACUUGAUUUCGAUGUUGUGAAGAAAAGUUGUUAUAAAGUACAAGCAUAACUCCAACUGUUAAAUUGUUCUACUAAAAAAUAAGUAAUUCCUCCUUCUUUUAUUGAAUUUAAUUAUCUUGAUAAUAACUAAUCAAGUCAUUUGUUUGGGACA
This is a messenger RNA of Schizosaccharomyces cryophilus OY26, 1786 nucleotides long. RefSeq lists its product as uncharacterized. The transcript has 2 exons. Lineage: Eukaryota; Fungi; Ascomycota; Schizosaccharomycetes; Schizosaccharomycetales; Schizosaccharomycetaceae. Bases 6 to 1451 code for a protein of 481 amino acids. The record is from RefSeq and is a predicted model, not a curated record.